GUAUAUUUUCCGCGGUUAGAUUAUUCUUCAUUUCUUCCAUUAAGAAUGCUCACCAAAGUCUCUCUCUUUCUCCCCUUCUUCAUUUGUCAGCAGUCAUCACAAACGGCAUUCCUUUCUUCUUCUUCCUUCCUCCUUCCAUUUCUUACCUUCUUAUAUCACAAUUCUGUGAGGGGCGGCUAGCCCAGUGAAAUUACACCGGUUUCUUCGGCUGGGUCUCCAUCCUUUCGCUCAAAGUCGCCGCCUUUUGGGUUUAAUUUGCAGACAGCGGCUCCUGGUUCUUAAUUAACCACAUGGAUGACGGCUUGGGGUUGGUGAGUCGACUCUCGGAGUUGGUGAAUGAGAUUUCUGAGCUGCCCGAGUGCGGGAAUGUGUGCAACAAGAUGCCCGGCAAUUUGGUAAGAAGAAUUAUUCUCUUGCGACCCAUGUUUGAGCAAUUGAAAGAUGUCAAUGAAGAGCUGAGCGAAGAAGCUGCUGAAGGGUUUGAGCUGUUGAGAAUUGCUCUGGAAUCAGCGAUGGAGCAUCUGAGGACAGUCAAUGAUGGCAGCAAGGUAUAUCAGUCCAUACAUCGAGACAGCAUAGCAGCUGAAUUCCACCAAAUAACAGAACAAGUUGAAGAAGCACUGAGCAAGAUUCCUUACAAAAAGCUUGAUUUGUCGGAAGAAGUUCAGGAACAGGUAUUACUGAACUCAGUUUAUCAGAGAUGUCGUUGUUCUGUGUAUGACAACUUGGGGCUGGUGAGCCAACUCUUGGAGCUGGUGAAGACCAUCUCUGGGUUGCCCGAGUGUAGAAAUGUCUGCAAAAAAAUGCACGGCAAUUUGGUGAGGAGGAUCAAGCUCUUGAGUCCCAUGUUUGAGGAAUUGAAAGACGGUAGCGAAGAGCUGGUCGAGGAAGCAGCUAUAGGGUUUGAUCUGUUGAGAACUUCUCUGGAUUCAGCUCUGAAGCAUCUGAGGACAGUCAAUGAAGGCAGCAAGGUUUAUCAGGCCUUGUAUCAGGACAACAUAGCAGCUGAGUUCCACCAGAUUACUGAACAGAUUGGAACAGCAUUGAGCAAGAUUCCUUACGACAAGCUCGAUUUGUCCGAGGAAGUCCGGGAACAGAUUGAGCUUGUGCAUGCUCAGUUCAGAAGAGCAACCGCGAGACCAGACUCUCCUGAUGUACAGCUUGAACAUGACUUAGCUAUUGCACAAAGAGAGAGAGAUCCAGACCCUGCAAUCCUGAAGCGGCUUUCUGAAAAGCUUCAACUCAAGACAAUCGAGGAUCUUAAAAAGGAGUCCAUUGCAUUCCAUGAGUUAGUGAUUUCAAGCGAAGGAGAUCCUGACGACUGGUUUGGGAAGAUUUCUUCUCUGUUCAGAAAGUUGAAGGACUUUGUACAAGUUGAAAACCCAGAAGAUGCUGUUGCUCCCAAGGCUGACAAGGAAUUCCUUAAGCACAGGUCUCCUGUUAUCCCAGAUGACUUCCGUUGCCCCAUAUCUCUUGAAUUAAUGAAAGAUCCCGUUAUUGUCUCUACCGGACAGACAUAUGAAAGAUCUUGCAUUCAGAAAUGGCUAGAUGCUGGCCACAAAACAUGUCCAAAGACCCAGCAAACCCUCUUGCACACCGCACUAACUCCCAACUACGUGUUGAAGAGUUUGAUAUCCUUGUGGUGCGAAAGCAAUGGCGUUGAGCUACCUCCUAAGCAUCAAGCUGCUUUUAAGAACAGGAAACUGGGAAGCAGCACUGUUUCAGACUGUGAUCAAACCACCAUUGCUGCAUUGCUCGAAAAGCUAGCGAACGGUAACCCAGAACAGCAGAGAGCAGCUGCUGGAGAACUUCGGUUGCUUGCAAAGAGGAAUGCUGACAACAGAGUCUGUAUUGCUGAAGCAGGAGCCAUUCCUCUCCUCGUGGAAUUACUUUCAUCUCCCGAUGCUCGCACUCAAGAACAUGCUGUCACAGCGCUUCUCAACCUCUCUAUAAACGAUGCAAACAAGGGCAUGAUCGUUAAUGCGGGAGCCAUACCAGACAUCGUGGAUGUUCUGAAGAGCGGAAGCAUGGAAGCGAGGGAAAAUGCAGCGGCUACCCUCUUCAGCCUCUCGGUCGUGGACGAGAACAAGGUGGCGAUAGGAGCAGCUGGCGCAAUCCCAGCACUGAUCAACUUGCUAUGCGAGGGGUCGCCACGUGGGAAGAAGGACGCAGCCACUGCCAUAUUCAAUCUCUCUAUAUACCAGGGGAAUAAAGCAAGAGCAGUUAGGGCCGGGAUCGUGCCACCGUUGAUGAGACUGUUAAAGGAUGCUGGUUGUGGGAUGGUGGACGAAGCUCUAGCGAUCCUUGCGGUUCUCGCGAGCCAUCAGGAAGGUAAGGUGGCAAUCGGGUUGGCUGAUCCCAUUCCAGCCCUGAUGGAGGUGAUCAGAACUGGAUCUCCUCGCAACAGGGAGAAUGCAGCCGCCGUAAUGUGGUCCUUGUGCACAGGUGGCGAUUUACAGCAGUUGAGAGUGGCCAAGGAGUUGGCUGCGGAGGAGGCAUUGAAGGAAUUAGCGGAGAGUGGCACUGAUAGGGCGAAACGGAAGGCUGGGAGCUUAUUGGAGCUACUCCAGCGGGUUGAUCCCGCAGCCUAGUAAAAAGCCUUAGUCUUUAAGUCUUCCAGGUACCAAUUCUGAACACAGGUUGUAGUUUCUGUGGAAAGCUGUAUCUGGGUGCACACCUAUGAGACUACCAGACCCAAAUGGGAGUGGGCAAGUCAGUUGGUAGUGACCAUGGGGGGUUUCCUGAGAAUGCAUUGUGUGUGCAGUCAAGUUGUUGGAUACUAGAGGUGGAGGGUACAUAGGCAGAUUGUAAGUUACACAUGUCAAACUGGUUUUUGAAACACUGUAUAGUAGUUGGAGGGGAAAGUUCAGUGGCUAAUUGUUUAUAACAUUUGGAAGAAAUCAAGCCGGCUUCUUUUGAGACUUGGUCUGGUUUCAAGUAAUGCCUUUGCAGCAUGACAUCGAGGAUUAUGAUCAUCUGCUGCAAAUGACCGCAGCAAUGUAUAAAAAGGCGAGGGAAAUGGGGUGGUGGGGUUGUGCUUGAUACAUACAGGUAUACAAAAGAAAGAGUCAAAAGAAGACUUUAACCUUUGUGUAGUAAUAUGAUGUCUACAGUUGUUAGCCAGAUGGAAAAGAAAAGCAAGUAUUUCUAGGGUUUUCAUGUAGCUGUCAAUGUGAUUCCUUUUUGGCGACUUUUUGUUUCAUGGUAUUGUUUAAGGGGCUGAGGUUUGUGUAGAACAGGUCACGUAAUUUGAAUUAUGGAGGGAAUUUUGUCUUGUUGUAUGUAUGAUCAUUGUUUUAUAAUGGAAUUUUGCUAUUGCUUCCUGUUCUUAUCUUCCUAUUCCAGCCUCUCAAGAUCUAGUCUAGUACCAGUAGUUUGAACUUUGAAGGCCAGCAAUUCCGUCUACUUAAAGGUAGAAGGGGGGAAAACAAAAUCACGACCGUUCUCUUUAUUUUUCGGGUCUCAAGCGAUGGAUACCGUGAUUGUGAAGGAACAAGAAGUGACGCUGGGCACAUAGAGGAAAUUCUAAAUUGUUCCAUGUAUUUUCAGAAACUUUCGAGAUUCUCAAGUAAGAGGUAGAAAAGGUCUACUUACAUACAAGUUGACAUGUGAAAUAAUCAACCAACUCCUUAAACUCACUUCUAUAACUGACACGUAAGGCGAAGGACUCAGAGGAAUCCAGUAGAAUCCCGUUUACACAAGACCAGGACUCGAGGAUCCAGUAGAUUUCAGGUUUACACGAGACCAUAUCUGGCGAGAAGACCGUAAAACUACCCAAGGGAAGGGGAAAUCGUUUGUUGUUAGCUGUUUCUUUGUGCAGCAAGUUAUCUACGGAACUAGCCCAGCUUCUCAACAUAUGAUUCAGUCAAACUAUUACCACUGAUCAUCUUUGUGGUAGCAACCAUCACGUCAUAAGCUAUUCCUUCCAGCAUUCCAUGGAAUGCAUCCAAUAACAGCCAUUAACAGAC
Messenger RNA from Linum trigynum, 3968 nucleotides. The record is from the annotation of a GenBank genome assembly. NCBI's taxonomy places the organism in Eukaryota, Viridiplantae, Streptophyta, Magnoliopsida, Malpighiales, Linaceae.